AUGCCGGGUCUGCCCCAUGGUGCCUCGCAGGAUCCGUUGCCUCAAGAGUACUGGAAUAACCUGGAUGCCAUGUAUCCUAACCAGCUCCACGCAGCGCCGCAACAACAGAAUCACGCUCGUGAGCAGCCCAUGGGCAUUAGUUGGGACCAUCCUAUUUUCCAGCAGCAAAGACCCCAACAUACCCCGCCGCCCUCUCAGAGAAACCACCUUCAACCUCAGACGGAUCCAAAUCACGGCAUCUACUCCAUUCCGCAGUCCUGGCAGUCCAACCCGUUGCAACCGCCGAACCGCGCGUUUGUGCAAUCGCCAUAUCAACCUCAGCAAGUUCAGCAGCCUCAGCAGGUGCCCCAUAUUCAGCAUGAGCAGAUUCAGUUCGACUCGCGCGCCAUGAACCAGGAGACCUCUUCGUUCCCUCAAUACUCCUUCCAUCCACAAUUCUUCCCCAACCAUCAGCUGCCUCCCCACGGAUCUUUUCAAGAGCGCCCACCCCCGCAGCACUUGCCUUCCGAAUUUCACGCCCCUCAAUCGGUCUUGCCUCAGUUUCACCUCCAGCCGUCGUACCCUGCCGACUUGCUCAACAAUACAAUCGAUCUCACCGACGACUUUCAAUCUGCUCCUUCUCAGAAUAAUACCAUCGAUCCACAAUUCCUGAAUCCAGUGCUUCAAGCCCCCAGUCAGCAACCGCAGCAACUUCGUGAUGGUUACAUGUUCACGACGCCAACGGGGACGCCAACGGGAAUUCAACAGCUGGGAGGACAGGGCUUUGAUUAUUACCAGAAUGACCUUACACUUCAGCCCUCUGGCAACAACCUGAAUAACGCGAAUCCCCCAAAACCAGGUAUGUUAGGCGUAUUCCGACCAAUCGCUUCCUCUAAACCCCCUGGAAAUCCCUCAAGACUAACUGGUCCGCCUCGCCCCGAAGUUGUUAUCGAAGCGAAGAAAGCACCCGUGAAAAAGGCAACACAACCCAAGAAGACCAAGGCAAAGAAGACCAAGACAACCCAGGAGAGUGAUAGUUCUGACGAUUCCGAGUCGGAUAUUGAAGCACCACCUGAGCCGUCUCCUAUUCCAUUGCAGCGCCCCACCGACCGAUUGGAAGCGGCAGAAUACGACACUAUGCAGGCUGUUUGGGCGCCACGAAACAAGAGAGCUGCACCCGAGAAGGUCAAAAAUGCCCUGGUUGUCUACAAAGAUCUCGUGAAAACACUUCGAGACUCCUGGAAGGAUCAGGUUCAGGCCAUGAAAGCUGCAGAGAAUUCGGGAGAUAAUGAGAAGGCCAAUGCUUUGAAGCAAGAUGUCACAUUGCAGCGUGGCAUGAUGGAUCGGAUCUUGGAGACUACCCUCAAGGUAGAUCGAUUCCAGGCAGCUGAUUAUGAUGGGUCUUUAACCACAAACAUCUUAAAGGUGCUGGCACGUUUUAUCACUGUAGAUGAAGAGAUGCUGCAGAAGACCAACUUGGCUAAAGUGCUGCCGCGUUUUGUUAAGAAAGGCGGACAGGCAGUGAAGGAAUUGGCACAGAAAAUUUUAGAUAAUGCUAAGGCCUCGACCAAGCGCAAGCAAACUUCUAAAUCCGUUGAAGAUUCGCCAGCAAAGGCACCUGCCCGCAACUCUCCCUCCGUCGAACCGGUUGGGUUGAAACGCACCCGCGAGGGUGAAAACAGUGCUCAGCCAGCCAAGCGUCUUGUCGUCAUGCCGAAUCCUAAAGAUCAAAGCAAGGCUACUGCUUUGAAUGGUACAACAAAGCGGGUCCCUGAUACAUCAAAUGGCAAACCGGCCACAGCUGCUCCGCGGCCAAAGCCCACCCAUGUUGCUCCCAAGGCGUCUGCUCUAUUCAGUACCCUGAGCUCUGCAUCCAAGCGCCCUGGAACAACUAAUGCAGAGAGAGCUGCCGCUGCCGCUGCCGCCGCCGCUGCAAAGACAAACCCAACCCCUGAGAAGAAAGAAAAAGCGCCUCCCAAGCCAACUUUCUCUUUUGGUGACCUGAUGGCCGAUCUUGAUAAGCCCAAGGAGCCGAUUGCUGUCAAGCCCUCUGAAGACCAACCACCCGAGACCGAAGAAGAGCGUAAGAAACGUUUGCGCAAGGAGGAGCGGCGUAAACUGCGUGUCACCUGGAAGCCCGAAGACUCUCUCACUGAGAUAAGAUUGUUUACUCAUGACCCUGAGGAAGAGCUGGGUCCUGAAGAUGGGCCUUUCAAUGAUGGUUCAAAUAUCAAGAAGUCGAAGCUGAAGACGAGGAACUGGGGGGGCACUAUUCGUGAAAUCACCCUGCGAGAUUACUAUACGCUGUCGACGAUCCAAAUCGAACUGGACGAGAUGAAGAAGGCCAACUUCAUCAAACGUGGUGGCAAUCGUACACCCGUUAGUGCCGAGAAAGAGGCCCAGGAUCAUCGUGAAGCAACUACGCUUAUGGUUUUCUAUUCUUCCCCGGCCGACGUGCCAUCAACACCCAAGGAACCGGCCGCGGUAGAUGAAAACGAACCUGUACCUGAUGUAAUCUCCUUUGGAGAGCUACCCGACACUGUGAAGGCGAAGCAAGACGAAUACUACGCUCGUAUUAACCCUCAACCUACUCCCGCUUCUCAGGCACCGCAACAGCUCAACGCUGGAGGUGGGGGAGUCGAUAUUGCCAACCUUCUGAAAAUCAUACAAAAUGGCGCUACGCAGCAAUCUACACCGCCACCACAACCCGUCCAACAACCUCCUCAGGCCCCAAUGUCUGACUUAGAGCGUACCAUUAGCAUGUUCUGCCAGCAGCAGUCCGCUCCUCCAGUCCCGCAGGUGCCUCAAGUACCUAUUCCACCUGCCGCAGCCUCAGUUGACUUCCAAGGCAUUCUAAACAUGAUGAAGCAGAUUCAGCAGCCUGGCGGGUUCUCUCCCGCGCAAAUGCAGCAGACGCAACCUGCAAUGACACCGAAUCUGGGUGCUAUCUUUGGACAGUUUGCCGGACAAACUAACCCUGCUGGUGGAGGCUUCAAUUCUCACACGCCGGGUACCUUUGAAGACCCUGAACGGAAGCGCAUGCGUGAUGGAGGGAGCAGCCAUUACGACAGUCAGAACCAGGAGCAAUGGAGCCGAGGCAAGCGCACCAAGGCCAAUGCCCCCCCAACCCGUGAGUAA
This is a messenger RNA of Penicillium chermesinum, 3117 nucleotides long. RefSeq lists its product as uncharacterized. The transcript has 7 exons. The coding region runs from base 1 to 3117 and encodes 1038 amino acids. NCBI's taxonomy places the organism in Eukaryota, Fungi, Ascomycota, Eurotiomycetes, Eurotiales, Aspergillaceae. The record is from RefSeq and is a predicted model, not a curated record.